AUGGCGUGGUUUACAACUUUGCCUCGUGGAUCGAUCACAAACUUCCGUGACUUCUCAUCAAAAUUCUUGAUCCAAUUCUUGGUGAGCAAAGUUAGGCAAGUGACGAUUGACGAUCUAUACAAUCUGCGUCAGUUCGAGGGAGAAACGCUGAAGCAAUACAUGGCGCAUUACAACGCCACGUCCGUGAAGAUCGAGGAUUCCGAGCCACGUGCUUGUGCCUUGGCGUUCAAGAAUGGACUUCGGCCUGGCUCACUGAACAACAAGUUGAGCAGGAAACCAGCCCGAUCUACGGCAGAGAUACGUGCUCGAGAAAACACAUAUAUCUUGGUUGAGGAAGAUGAUGCGUUCAUGCGAAAGCGCGCAAACAAGGAGGAUGGCGGUGCUCAUGGGAAGCAAGCAGGAAAGGAAAGGCGUAGCGAGGAAAAAGGCGAGGGAAGUAAGCACAAAGAGAAGAAGGGAAGGUCAGUGGCGAAGUUGGUUAAGGAGCUGUUGUACCUGCGGCGAGAGGCUUUAGACCGCCGCCGACCGUGGAAGCCGCAGGAACCUCGGAGGCGAGAAGCAGACAUGGAGCUUAACGCGCAUUUGACAGAUAUUCUACGAGAGGUGAAGGCCACACACAUGGUUGGAGAAUCCGACAAGGUAGAACCCCCACCGCGCAGCGGGAUCGACACAACCAAGUGGUGCGAGUACCGUCGAUCGGUAGGCCAUGACACUAAUGAUUGCUACACCCUGAAGAGGGAGAUAGAGAAGCUGAUCAUGAUGGGCAGCUGA
Lotus japonicus is the source of this 771-nucleotide messenger RNA. RefSeq lists its product as uncharacterized. The transcript has a single exon. The record is from RefSeq and is a predicted model, not a curated record. Bases 1 to 771 code for a protein of 256 amino acids. NCBI's taxonomy places the organism in Eukaryota, Viridiplantae, Streptophyta, Magnoliopsida, Fabales, Fabaceae.